AUGAGGAUAUGGUAUAUACUGCUGAUGUAUUCUGGGAUAUUGGCUGUGAGUGCUGAAGUGUUCUCUUUGCUCACAUCCGGAGUGGUGAUUGGUGGUGUAGGAAUCUUCUUUGCUGUCAAGGAGAAAGCUAAAUGCUUGGUCUACGAAUGUUGCGAAGACGUUUACCUCAAGCACAACUUCGGAAGAAUGUUAAAACAGUUGCGAGAAGAAGUCUUCGGACAACACUUGGUUGAGGUUGACAUUUGGAACUCAAUAGUCGCUCAUUGGAAGAAUUCUGACCCAGAGAAGCCUCUUGUUUUGGCUUUUCAUGGUCCCACAGGGUGUGGAAAGAACCAUGUAUCACGAAUAAUAGCUGAUAAUUUGUACACGAAAGGAGCAGCAAGCUCAUUUGUUCAUACCUUCAUAGCCACUGUUCAUUUCCCGGAUAAGAACAAGGUUUCACAGUAUCAGAAGACAUUAAGAGAGAAAAUCUUGGAAGCGGGUAAGAAAUGUGGUCGGUCCAUUUUCAUCCUGGACGAAGUUGACAAAAUGCCUGAGAGGCUCCUGGAGACUGUUAAACCUUUCCUUGACUACUAUGAUAAGAUUGAUGGAAUCGAUUUCAGAAAAUCCAUAUUUAUCUUUUUGAGUAAUCGAGGUGGAGAUGAGAUCGCUAAUAUGGCUCUCAGUCAGUACAUGAAUGGAAAACCUAGAGAAGGACUUGUUCUACAUGAUUUCGAGAGGACGUUAAUGCACAAGGCAUUCGUAGAAGAAGGAGGUUUAAAACAUACGAAUAUAAUAAAGAACCAAUUGAUCGAUCAUUAUGUACCGUUUUUGCCUUUGGAGAGGAGACAUGUCGUUUUAUGCGUUCAUCAAUUUUUGAGAACUAGGUUUAAAGACGUUGCCGAAAAGCUUAUUAGCUCGUCAAACUUCAUGAAUGAGGUUUUGAACUCAUUACAGUACUUCCCUCAAGACUCGAAAGUAUUCUCUAGCUCCGGCUGCAAGAGGGUUGCUGCUAAGACCCAAUUAGAAGUUUUUAAACUUCAGAAACCAUCACAAACAGCUGGAAAUCAUAUAACAGAAGCUGCAUCUGUAGAAGUCAGAGAAGAUGAUGCGGAAGAGGAAGAGACUCCUGAAGUGGAAGAGACUGUUGAACUGGAAGAAAACCAUGACAGCCAAAAAGAAAAUGACGACGUCUAA
Molecule: messenger RNA, 1176 nt
Organism: Auanema sp. JU1783
Lineage: Eukaryota; Metazoa; Nematoda; Chromadorea; Rhabditida; Rhabditidae
Source: the annotation of a GenBank genome assembly